UCUGGCCAGUGCAACGUAUUAUGUAGCUAUUCCGCUAGGACGGUGGGGCAGCACUUGAAGCCAUUACAGCCAUGAUGACUUCCAGUCCGGAGGAUUCUCUUUCGAUCGCGUCUGAUACAGAGCAAAAGGCGAGGGCGUAUAGUACCGUUGAUAGCAUCGCCAACAGCAAGAAUGAAGGGGAACACCUCAUCGCUACCGUUAAACAUGCAAAUCAUAUCCACCGACCAAAAGCCUGGGUCGCAGUCUUCGGUGGCAUUCUCACACAUCUAUCAAUUGGGAGCUACUUUACAUUCGGUAAUAUGAAUCCUUACAUCACAUCCUACAUACGUGUCUACGGGGAACAGACUAACUUGACCUAUGGAACCUCAGUCUGGAUCUACACUGCGCUCAUCAUCGGACUCGCUGUUGCCAAGGUGUUUGGUGGUUACUUAGGUCGGAAGAUUGGCUGUCGCCUCACAGUCCUACUCGGGAGCGUGAUCAGCAGCUCGGGAGUAGCUCUGACGUACUACACAUGCCAUGACGUCAGGCUGAUGGUGCUGACGUAUGGUCUGAUGGUGGGACUGGGCAAUGGAAUCAUCUACAUCAACCCUAUUCUCAAUGCAAUGAAGUGGCUCCCUAAUCACAAAGGUUUGGUCAGUGGCAUUGUGGUGGCUGGUUUCGGCGCAAGUAGCAGCAUUUUUACGCAAGUACAGACGCUGUACAUCAACCCGGACAAUCUGGUGCCGAAUGUGAAAGGAGAGGCAAACGACAGCUGUCAAGAAGACGAGCUAUAUUUCAAUGAUGCAUCUCUACUGCAGCGCGCACCUGGCCUCUAUCUAAUGUUGGGUGGCAUCUAUUUAGGUCUACAGCUUUCAGGCUGCUUGCUGUUGCUGACUCCACCACCUGAAAAAGAGCCUGCUCAAGAGAAGAGUCAGGAUGUUGAAAGUCAACGCACCUCGCCCAAGUACCAAAUAGACUGCACUAUGCUCUGCUUCGCCUGGCAGCUUGGGGAAAUCCCAGUUACUUCACAUGAUUCGUCGACCGACGCCAGUGGACUGUUUGGACGGAGUCUGAGACCGAUGGAAGCAAUGAGAACACUGAUAUUCCCAGUAUUGUGGUUGACCUUCCUCUUCAAUGGACAGGCAGUUGUUUAUGUGAUAAAUAUCUACAAGACAUUUGGGCAGACCUUCAUCGCCGACGAUGGUUUCCUGGCUAUGGUUGGAACCGUGUCAUCGCUGGCUAAUAUGGCGUCGCGGAUUUUCUGGGGUGCAGUGGUUGACAAAUACUCUUACAAGAGCACUAACCUCAUCCUGAGCAGUUUUUGCACAGUGCUUCUCAUCACGUUCUACUUCAGCACGAGCCUGGGCAAGGUGGCCUACCUGCUCUGGGUGUCAGCUCUGUUCUUCUCGAUCGGUGGAAACUACACGCUUCGGCCCCUGGUGACAGCGACGACUUUUGGUCCCAAAUACGCUGGACAAAUCUAUGGCCUCCUGUUUUCGUCACAGAUUCUUGGAAGCAUCGUUGCUACCACUGUUCUCUCUCAGCACACAUGCAAUAUUGGCUACGGUGGAAUACUCGCUCUCUGUGGAGGUCUGCAGUUCGCAUCUGUUGUUCUCACCCUACUAUAUCCGGCGAGCAACUAACUUCCAAAAAGUCCAUGGUUGAUUUCUGCGUGUACAAUGUACUUUCAACACAUAGUAUGUCAUGUACUUAGUAGAUAAAAUCUGCAGGGUACAUGGCUACAGUUCAUCACAGUAAUCAUCAAGAAGGAGGUGCAUGGCAUGGCUCUGAAGCUGGCGCACAAAAUGAUCACAUCAGACACCAGACCUCUGUCCGAUGAUCAAUCACAGCUUUUCAACUUGGCUCUGAGUUCAAACAGAGAUCUCUUGUUGAUGAUUCCUAUGCACUAUGCAGCAUGAGACAUUGAGCAUUAUUUGACUGCAGCCGGCAACCGUCUUCAGUGAGUUGUUAUCAAUAGUACACUCGAAUGUCUCUUAUCCGGCCGCCUUGGGACCAAGCACUGCCCGUAUCUCAGAUUUGUCCGUGUCUCAGAACAGCCCAUCUACCAUGUACCAUGACAUUGUAUUAUUAUCAGUUUUUUUUUAGUAAAGCAACUCAGCAUCACAGUUACAUGUACAUGUAGCUGCUU
Molecule: messenger RNA, 2128 nt
Organism: Sycon ciliatum
Lineage: Eukaryota; Metazoa; Porifera; Calcarea; Leucosolenida; Sycettidae
Exons: 13
Coding region: 72-1622 (516 amino acids)
Biological process (GO): transmembrane transport
Molecular function (GO): transmembrane transporter activity
Source: RefSeq, a predicted model, not a curated record